Messenger RNA from Daphnia pulicaria, 705 nucleotides. RefSeq names its product speckle-type POZ protein-like. Gene Ontology annotation, cellular component: cytoplasm; nucleus. Lineage: Eukaryota; Metazoa; Arthropoda; Branchiopoda; Diplostraca; Daphniidae. The record is from RefSeq and is a predicted model, not a curated record. The transcript has a single exon. Gene Ontology annotation, biological process: regulation of proteolysis; proteasome-mediated ubiquitin-dependent protein catabolic process. Gene Ontology annotation, molecular function: ubiquitin protein ligase binding. Bases 1 to 705 code for a protein of 234 amino acids.
AUGAGCGACCAACAAGCAAAUAAAGAAAUUCUUCCACUACCAGGAAGCACAGUUUGGUGCCAAACGCAGACCGAAGUUGUUCAACUGAAGUUUGAGUGGACCUUUCAACAGUUUGCGUUCCUGAAAUCUUUUGAAAACUGGGGAGAUUAUUAUUCAGCUGAAUUUUUUCACGAAAAAACCCCUGAAUCGAAGUGGACUCUGCACUUGAUUGAUCAGAGUUCCAAUAUGAAGGUCAACCUGGAAAGGCCUUAUCCGAAUCACCAAUUGGAUGGUUCCGUCCGAGUGACGAUUGCGAUGUCGAAUAAAAAACGCGAAAAGAUUUUACCGCAAAAACACAGUUUACCUCGCUAUACUCAAUUGCCUUUUUGUGUUUAUCAGAUCGAGAAAAAAGUAUUGGUGGAAUCCGAGUGCUUCGUCAAUGGGAAACUCACCAUCGACUGUGAGAUUGAAAGUUUCAUUCCCAAGAGACCGGUCAUUCUAUCAGGCAAGCCGUCUACAGUGGCAGAUUUCCAUGAGAAACGAUUCAACAAUACCGCUCAACUCAUUGCUCAACUGGAAGGACUCUAUGAAACUAUGAAGUUUUCCGACAUCACCAUUAACGUCCACGGACAAAUUUUACAUCAAUUUAAAGCUCACAAGAACAUUUUGGCCGCAAGAAGUCCAUUUUUCGCCGCGAUGUUUGAGCACCCAACUAAAGAAAAUUGA